ACUCAACCCACUCAAACCCUAAAAAAAUACAAAACAAUCACAAUGAAGAAUCCUUCAGUGGUCUCUUUUUUCAUCACUCUCUUGGCUGCAGCUGUUUUCACCCACGGAAAAGAACCGGUGAAGGAUACAGCCGGAAAUUCACUUAACGCCGGUGAACUAUACUUCAUCCAGCCAGUUAAGACUAAAAGUAAAAACGGAGGUGGUCUUGUCCCAGCCGCCAUUACAGUACUUCCCUUUUGUCCACUUGGCAUCACCCAAACACUUCUUCCGUACCAACCCGGCCUACCGGUUGGCUUCGUAUUACCACUUGGCGUAAGAUCAACCGUCAUGACAUCUUCGGCUGUAAACAUCGAGUUCAGGGCCAACAUCUGGCCGUUUUGCAAGGAGUUUUCCAAGUUUUGGGAAGUUGAUGAUUCCUCAUCGGCUCCCAUGGAGCCUUCAAUUCUCAUCGGAGGUAAACUGGGGGAGCAAAAUAGCUCGUUUAAGAUUGAGAAAGCUGGAGAAGGAGCUAGAGCAAACGUUUAUAAGUUGACCACCUUUUACGGAACCGUUGGAGCCAUCCCAGGGGUUUGGUUAAGCGCACCACAACUAAUUGUCACCAAUGAUACUGCUAAGACCUUACUCGUCAAAUUCAAAAAGGUUGAUGAUGCUACACGUACGGCUGCUACUUCUUCUUCUAGGGUUGAGAAUUUAGGUCUAAGGAUGUUCCCGUUCUACUACUAAAUAGUAAUCAACUGGUAUUGUAAUAUUAAGCCUGAGACUCGUCCAUGGCCAAAAAUAAGGGGUUGAGAUAAUACCUGCAUGAUGUUCUUAUUUUCCAUAAAUAAAAGAAAAUAUCUGGU
This is a messenger RNA of Arabidopsis arenosa, 842 nucleotides long. The record is from the annotation of a GenBank genome assembly. Lineage: Eukaryota; Viridiplantae; Streptophyta; Magnoliopsida; Brassicales; Brassicaceae.